AUGGAGAGUCCCCUGGUCGCUGUUAUUGCCUCUUCUGCUGCUGAGUCGAGGAUUCGAGAACGUGGAUUCAAUUCGAUCUCUCGCCUAAUCCAGCCGUUUGCGUCACAUGCCAUCACCAUAAGAGAUCCAUCCACUUCUCAGCAAGUGUCAGCUAGGGUGACUCUCGAUUUCCGAGACCUUAACAAAGAAGGUCAUCUCCUAACAUUAUCAGUUCUUCCACAUGUUCUUCAUGAACUUCUGCGAUCGAAGACUAAGUUAUCAGAUGCUCUCGACAGUUUUUCCGCAGGACUUAGGCGGUGGGCUGAGCCUGUCGAACAGGAAACGUUCCGCACUUACCUCGCAUGUGUAUUUGUUGUUGCCGGGUGUGAAGAGAAUCCAAUGAGCGAAUUAAGCAAGCUCGUUCAGAUACAACAUACACAACAGCACUCAUCUGUAGAUUCUAAAGUGCGAACUCCAUCUCACUGUGCACCACCAAAAUGGACCAGUCCAAACACCUUAAAGCAUUAUUUUCUUUUGCACGAUGUAACUGGGGAUGAUGAAGAUAGGUCGAAGGAGGUCUUCAAUGAAAUGUGUUCCACAUAUGGAGUAGAUGCAUGUCAAAUCCUACGCAUUGGCGAAGGUAGAGAUCCUGAUGAGUUGCCAGAUGUCUGGAGUGAUGCAGAGGAAGACGAAAUCAUACUCAGUUUGGGGCUGCGUCGUGCUGUGCAACAUGCAACUGCUUCCGCCAUGGCUCAGCAGACAAUAGAAAGAAAACCAGCUGCAACUAGUACCGUCUCAACGAUUUCUCCGUCAUACGCUAUGGUACAAUCUUCUAACCUUUCCUCUACAGAAAUAAAUGGAUUUCCAGGAGGUGCACAGUUGCCUUCCAGGGGAGGGCGCAACAUCUCAAGCAUUGAUCGCGAAAAUUUACGAAAUAUCACCCAAAAGUUUCUAAAGGAUUGUUUGGUUCCUCAUGUAGAAAGGUUGAUGCGUACUCUCUUUGAGCAACUAGCCGCUAGAAGAGGAUUAAUAGGGAAAUCACUAACUAGUGGUAUGAAGAAGUGGUUUGGAGGUGGUUCCGGAGGAAACCUAGCAAGCUUAUCCGCAGUGAGUUUUCCCCCCGAAAGCCUCGAGAUGCAAAGCCGUCGUCUAGCAGAUUUGGCUUUCAUGUUCGGAUUGUUUUCUUUUGCUUAUUCGCAGUAUCGAUCAGUGAAAAAGGACUUCGAACACAGCCAGGCUUUUCUUCACCAUGCUGCUGCGACGGAAAUGGCGGCUAUGGCAUUGUAUUUCUCUGACAGUAGUAUCUCGCCCAAACAUUUUCCUCGACAUUACUUUGAAGCAGCCUUGGAAAAUCAACUGAACUACUCUGGGAAGUACACUAGCGUUAUGCGAUGUGCUUUAAAUGCAGCUACUGUUCUCGGAAACCUGAAAAUGGUCAAAGAAUCUGCAUCUCUACUCUCUUUGGUUUCAAGUCUGGACAAUGAUAUGUGCGUGGCAGUGGCACAAGCGCAUGCAUCUCGAUACUUUGAAGAGGCUGGCAUGACCAGAAAGGCAGCAUUCUACCGAGUUCUAGCAGGCAAUCGUUUCAUGAAGGCAGGACUGAAACAGAAUGCUUUAGAAUGUUAUCGGCUGGCGUUACAUAAAUACAUCAACACGUGUUGGGAUUCUGUUGAGGAUCACCUAUCGGCAAUUCUUUCCACUGAUACCACUGACAGAAAGGUGGCACUUGAGUGUGCUUGUCGACUUCUAAGAGAAAGCGAUCUACAAACAGAUGUCAACCAUGCUGCUUUCGUGGAUAGUUUUGUGGAAACCCUCACAAGAUUCAACACGGGAGGAGAGGCGGAUCCAUUUCUACUGCCUAUUCCAUUGAUAAAUAUGCAGUCAGUGCGAGUUGUUUGCGGCGAACGCCCACAAACUGAAGACGUACCUAUCAACAAUGAUAUCGCGUGGUUGGAUAUCGAGCGUGCUGCCUUCCACAUUUUGUCUGGGUCUUCCACAGCAUUUCGUCCAACACAUCUUGUAAGUGACAACGAAACUGACAAUCAACGAAUGCGUAGUACUCCACCGGACGAAAGAUUUUGGGUCGAAUUUAUUCUUCGAAAUCCUUUGAAGACAUCGUUGACGAUACAGAAUGUGAAGUUAGGCAUAACCGAUAUACAUAUGAAAGAAGGGUGUGAGAACGAACAACCUUUCAAUGGGCAAGAACUGAUUUCAAACUUGGUCCUUUCAUCCGAAGAGUCGAGAAAGAUUGUGUUGUGGGUUCGUCCUAGUCCCCAUAUUCUGCGGUUUCGGGUAGAAAAUGUGUUGUUGCAAGUAACCAGUUCAAGUGGUAUCAGUGUCUCUGGAUUCCUCCCUUUCAAUUUGAAGGGAAAACGCUUGAAUAGGAAUCCCAAGCAGAUGAAAUCGGUGGCAUAUGCGGCAGAUGAGCGCCUACACGUAAACGUAGCGCAGAAGCGGUGGCCUCUAUUAGAUUUUCGAGUAGUUCGUAAGAAGCAGCCACAAGUAUUUUGUGGGCAGGCAGUUACGUUGAAUGUCGAUGUAGAAAACAUAGGACAGGAGUUAGUAACCGGUCUCUGCAUUGCAACGGAUGGUGUGGACUGCAUUAGUGUAGAAACACUGGAUAUGCUUGGAAGCAAGAAGCAAAUAACUGCGUGUUAUGCUGCUACCUCUACUGCUGUGCGAACAUUUGAUAUUGAAGGUGUUUGUGUUCCUGUCAGUGGCCAAAUAAGAAUCUCGAUAACAGUGCGAGCCCCACCUUCUGCGCAUUCUGAAAGGAAAAUUGGGUUAUUAUUUUUCUAUCGUGGGGAAAACCAAACCUAUCGAGAAUGGCGAACAGUGGUUGCACUGGUUCCUAUUCCACUGUUCGAAGCUUCAGCUUCUGUAGUAGACGAAACACAUGGUAUUGUCGCCAUCACCAUGAAGAAUGUGAUGCUUGCCAGCGAUGCUGCCUUAGCACGUUGUGAAGUUGCUCGUAUUCGUCUUGUUAGACAACGAAUAGACAGCAGAGGUCACUGGAAUGAAACAGAUGCUUCGGAUUUCUCUCUUCAACCUGUUAGGGUCGGACCAGUACAACUUGAUUGUGAGCAGUCAUGUAACGUAUGCGUCAGUACAUCAUGCAUUAAAACUGGCUCUGACGAUGGAGAAGUCGCUAAAUCUUCAUGGUCUUUCACCCCAAUGCCACCAGAUCCUCCAUGUUGGCCUCCUUCUCUACCAGAUUUCACAAAAGAAACAGAUGAGCAGUACGAUGUCGUUGAAGACUUCUUUCAGUUGGCCAUUUUUUGGAAAGCUAGCGUUGUGAAUGACGAAGGACAUGUGUCAUCUGUGGUUGGAGAGACUUUCAUUGUGGAGCCUCUAUCUACGAAAUUGAGAAUACCUGGGAUGAGCAUUUCCAGCAGUUCUGCUCUCGAUGACGCCGAAAAGGAAGUCCGAAUGAGAAUGACGAAUUCAGAGAGCACUUCGCUCGUUAUAAGCUGCCGUCCCAUAAGAGCAACCAUCCACGAUUUUGAGAAGAACAGGCUCUGUCAGAUUCCUCUUGAGGUAUCUGUUGCCAACAUGGAUGACAUGAAACGACUUGUGGACGUUACUCUUAGAUAUACUCCUAAAGUUUGCGAAGCUGUUUCAUCCGUUACUCAGCUACCGCCAGAAAACCGUCAACUCUGGUGGAUUGACAGAGAAGUCGUGAAGGCAACAAUAAGAAGUGGAGAAUGUUCAGUAUUUCGAUUUGUCAUCAGUAUCUCACAGCCAUCAGUCUAUGACGUCGCAGGUUCGCAGCUGCUUCUUCAUGCAAUCUUUGAUGAUGGAGAAACAAAGACUUUCAAGGUCCCAAAUACCCUUGCCGUUGUGGGCUCAGUCUGA
Messenger RNA from Necator americanus (New World hookworm), 3834 nucleotides. RefSeq lists its product as uncharacterized. The transcript has 29 exons. The record is from RefSeq and is a predicted model, not a curated record. Bases 1 to 3834 code for a protein of 1277 amino acids. Gene Ontology annotation, cellular component: TRAPPIII protein complex. Lineage: Eukaryota; Metazoa; Nematoda; Chromadorea; Rhabditida; Ancylostomatidae.